Messenger RNA from Ipomoea nil (Japanese morning glory), 336 nucleotides. RefSeq lists its product as uncharacterized. The record is from RefSeq and is a predicted model, not a curated record. The coding region runs from base 1 to 336 and encodes 111 amino acids. NCBI's taxonomy places the organism in Eukaryota, Viridiplantae, Streptophyta, Magnoliopsida, Solanales, Convolvulaceae. The transcript has a single exon.
AUGGAGGACUUGAGAUCAAAGUCAUACAAUGAUUCAAGAAUGCAAGUGGUAGACACAUACAACGGCUUCUCCAACCCCAACCCGGGUGGGCCUCAAGAUCUCCGAUGCUACAGCGCUUCCUAUGCAUAUUCAAACAACAAUACGCAGGCGAAGACGGGUGGUAGGGACGCGAAUUUGAAGAAGGGAUGGGUGUUGGGUGACCCAGAAUUGCAGAGGAAGAAGAGGGUGGCUAGCUAUAAGGCGUACGCUGUAGAGGGGAAACUCAAAGGCUCGAUUAAGAAGAGCUUUAGGUGGAUUAAAGAGAGGUAUACUCAAGUAGUCUAUGGCCGGAGAUGA